AUGACAGAACACAGUGAACCCGUUAAAUCAGAGUCAACACACAAUGCACAAGAUGAUCCCAUGAAGGAAGAUUUGCCAGACUUGCAAGCAUUGAUUGAGUCCAUGUCCAUCUUUUCUGGCUCCAGUUCACAAAUACAAACACAAGUGCGAGUCGAAUCAUUGGGCAAUCUAGUGGAUUUACCAUUAGGACAGUUGAAAAUGGCGGUGACGUCCAUUGAUAUGCAAUCUUGGGUGGAUGAUAUUACUGUUGAGUUGCUCAAAGAGAUAGGCAAAGCAGACACUCUACCCAGCACAAAUGCAGCAUAUCUAGUCUAUGCAGCCACGUUUGCCAAGAUGACUGCACUUAAAUCUAAUGUGCCCAGAGUCUUGAUGAACGGCAUUCAGCAACUGGCACAACAGGAAGGAAAGUGCAUCAUGGAUGGAUUGCUUGUACCGCUGUUGUUCCAAUCAGAACUAGGUAAACCGCAAUGUGAAGUGAUCAACAAGUCAAUAAGCGAAUUAAACCCAUCGCAGCGGGUGUCGAUGCUACAAAUUAUUCUAUCGGAUGGAGAGUCUUACUUUGCAGCCAACGCUACAGCACAUUUCGUCUUGAUGGAUCACCGAAACUACCUGCGGCCCUGGAGUGACACUGUGGUCCAGAUCAUGAGCACCAUCUUGAGCACACAACCACUGAUUGAAUUGGACAAGACGCUUCUAUAUGACCUUGUUCAGCCAUUACAAACCAUCGUUCAAAGCAACCCAAAAGACAAAGGUGCCAUGCAACUGCUAUUGCUACUCACCAGCAAAUACGCUCAAGCCAUCAUUGAGUACCAGGCCAUCGAUCUGAUCGAAGGCAUAUGCCAGUCAAGCACCAUGUUUCUCAAGAGAGCCGUAUUGGCCAACGCCAUCUCUGAUAAUUUGCCUGCUGGUCUUGGUUUUGGUAUCAGCGGUGUCAACACAGGUACGCUGGUGCACUCGAUUGUAUUCACUGUGGGUACGCUAUUCACCAAUCCCAUCGUCAAACGUGUGGGCGCUCACCGCUGGAUUCCUAUUUUAAUGAAUUCCUGGGCUGUUGUCACUUGGGCGCAUGCUCUGAUCCAUAAUUUCAGCGGAUUCAUCGCUGUUCGUUUCUUUGUUGCCCUGACUGAAGCUGGUUUCAUUCCUGCUAGCUUAACCUAUCUCACUGGCUGGUACAAGACAAACGAAUUGGCCACUCGUCUCGCUUGGUUUUGGGGCAUUCAAUCGUUUGCUUCUGCUUUCUCAGGACUGAUUUCGUUUGGCAUCUUUCGUAUGGCUGGUAUUGGCGGUCUGCAUGGCUGGGAGGGGCUGUUUAUCAUCGAUGGUAUCUUUACUCAUCUUGUCGGCAUAAUUGCAUUUCCUGCUACUACUGCUGGUCUUUUGCGCGGCAAGAAUGGCUGGUUUACUGAACGAGAGCGCAACAUUGCUGUAACCAGAGUAAUCCGUGAUGACAAGACCAAGAAGGAACAAUAUGAACGCAUUACAUGGCACGAUGUCAAAAUCAGUGUUACUGAUACCAAGCUAUGGGUGCACUUGCUCGUCACAUUUGUUGGUAUCAUGCCUCACACGCCGGUUAGCAUCUAUCUGCCUACUUUGAUCAAGGGAUAUGGAUUUGAUGUUACAACCAGUAAUCUUUUAACGGUGCCAUCCUUCUUUAUUGGCUUGAUCAUCUCCAUUAUCAUUGCAAAAAGCGCAGAUCGUUUUGGUAACUACGCUCUUCAUGCUCUUAUUGGUUGUGUAUGGUCCAUGAUCGCCUUCUUGGUGUUGCAGUUCUUGCCAAACAGUGCUGGUCGCUGGAGUUUUUACGCUGCUGCCUUGUUUGUGGCUUCCACACCACCGUGGCAUGGAAUGCAAAUUGCUUGGAUGUCUUCUAACCUAGCGCCUGUUGGCAAACGUACCAUUGCCUUGGGUGCUGUUAUCGGGGCUGCCAACAUCUGUGGUGUCCCAGGCUCUCAGAUCUACCAGGCAAGCGAUGCUCCUCAUUUCCAUGUAGGCAACUGGGUAAACUUUGGUUUAAUGGCCACUGCCGCUCUCUUUUUUGUUUUCCAAAGAACAAGCUAUAGUUUGACAAACAAAAUCAGAGAAAAGAAAUGGAGCGCCAUGUCUGACGACGAGAAGAAGGAGUAUUCAAAGACCACAACAUCAGAAGGAAGUAAUCGCAUUGAUUUCAGAUUUAGAUUGUAG
Mucor velutinosus is the source of this 2181-nucleotide messenger RNA. RefSeq lists its product as uncharacterized. The record is from RefSeq and is a predicted model, not a curated record. Gene Ontology annotation, biological process: transmembrane transport. The transcript is spliced from 8 exons. The coding region runs from base 1 to 2181 and encodes 726 amino acids. Gene Ontology annotation, cellular component: membrane. NCBI's taxonomy places the organism in Eukaryota, Fungi, Mucoromycota, Mucoromycetes, Mucorales, Mucoraceae. Gene Ontology annotation, molecular function: transmembrane transporter activity.